This is a messenger RNA of Beta vulgaris subsp. vulgaris (sugar beet), 318 nucleotides long. RefSeq lists its product as uncharacterized. Lineage: Eukaryota; Viridiplantae; Streptophyta; Magnoliopsida; Caryophyllales; Amaranthaceae. The coding region runs from base 1 to 318 and encodes 105 amino acids. The transcript has a single exon. The record is from RefSeq and is a predicted model, not a curated record.
AUGUCGAAGCUUUCAUGGAUUGGCAUCAUUUAUGAGUUCAUUCGAAACUUCUCUUCUAUCAUGCCACCUAUCACUGAGCUAUUGAAGAAAGGAGAGUUUACUUGGACUUCUUUAGCACAACAAGCAUUUGAAGAUGUCAAGGGUAAGUUAUGUUGUGCUCCUGUUUUAGCACUUCCAGAUUUCCACAAGUUGUUUGAGGUGGAAUGUGAUGCAAGUGGAGUAGGGAUUGGGGUUGUUCUAUUGCAAGAGAAGCUUCCAAUUUCGUAUCUUAGUGAGAAAUUGAGUAGUGCUAAGCUCAAUUAUUCUAACUAUAUAUGA